AUGAUCAGAGAAUGGGAGAAUGGCUGUCAGAAGACUGGAAAACAGAGGGCUAGAGAUUCAUGGGCCCAAGAAAGGAUGACUACAGAGGGGAAGUCAAAUAAGAAUGGAACACCAGUCCAAGUAUUCAAUAUAAGCGAUUCCUUUCAGGAUAAAGACUCCCUGUGCUGCCAGGGGGAUCCAUGUUCUGCUUCACCGUUGGGCAUAUGGACCAAAUUCUACAAAUCAGACCCACGCAUUGCCCUCGGAAAAUACUCCCCCUUGGAAAAAGAGAUCCUACGUCUAGGUGGUGUUCACACCAUAGCAGCCAGGAGGUUUCUGACUUAUAAGCAAGAAGAAGAACGGAAAAUGCUCAAGGAACUACAGGUGCUGUCUUCAGACUAUAAAAGGGCGGUGGAAUAUAGGAAGCAACUCACCCCUCCUUGUGCCCCCUGUGGACCCCUAGAAAAAAUCUGGACGGCGAAGGUGAUGGUGCCCCCGGUGGAGUUCAAAAUGCCACAACGGGAGAGGCUGAACAUCAACCUAAUGCUGAUGAAUCAGGAUUUUAUAUCACGGGGAAUCCACCCCAGUGAUGUGUCAAAGGCCAGCUGCCUGGAAGAAGGCAGCGCCUGGAAAGAGUACAUGCACAAAGCUGCUUCCCACCAUUAUUAA
Molecule: messenger RNA, 648 nt
Organism: Lipotes vexillifer (Yangtze River dolphin)
Lineage: Eukaryota; Metazoa; Chordata; Mammalia; Artiodactyla; Lipotidae
Gene: CUNH10orf120
Product: chromosome unknown C10orf120 homolog
Exons: 4
Coding region: 1-648 (215 amino acids)
Source: RefSeq, a predicted model, not a curated record